Molecule: messenger RNA, 6307 nt
Organism: Lutra lutra (Eurasian river otter)
Lineage: Eukaryota; Metazoa; Chordata; Mammalia; Carnivora; Mustelidae
Gene: CATSPER3
Product: cation channel sperm associated 3
Exons: 8
Coding region: 1398-2600 (400 amino acids)
Biological process (GO): transmembrane transport; monoatomic ion transport
Cellular component (GO): membrane
Molecular function (GO): monoatomic ion channel activity
Source: RefSeq, a predicted model, not a curated record
GACUAAUUUAGGCUUUCUUCCAGCAGUUGCUCCAGGAGUCUGUGGGGAUGUUGGGCAUGAGCCCAGGAGGCAUUAGGGCCCAUAUGACCAAAGGAGGCAGUAGGAGGUACAGGAGGAGCUGAUCCCUGGGGGACAGAAUGUAAAGUGGGACGAUGAGGCUAAAGUUUGAAUCUUGGGGCUAUGAGUUGAAGUGAUUCUUAACGUUUCACUGUUGAUGAUUUUAAAUGCAGAAAUUGAAUAAAUAGGAUAUUGUUUCCCAGUUUAGUGUAUUGGUUGCCUACAAGAGUGUUUUCCUACCAGGAAUAAUAACAUACACUUAUUCUAGAAUGCCUGGGACUACAGAGCUAUUUUGGUGGUUACUCGCUUUUCUUAGAGCUCAAGAAUUUAUGUUUCCAGGAAUGUGACUAGUUUAGCCACUAAAGGUUUAAUACAAUGGAGGGCUAUCCAGAUUCCCUCUGUCUAGAUUUGCCUUGGAAGCCAAAGGGAUUAGAAGAAGGAAAGCAAAGAGAAUAUGUUAAUCCCAAGAAUUGAACAGAGCAAAAACCCUAUGGCUCUUGUACUUAAAAUAUCUUGGCCCCACAGGCUCAUCACGUAUGCUCUGUUCAGGAGGGUCAUAUAUACACAUUAUGGGCUUCCCAUAAGGUAGGGCUGGGAGUGGAUGACCUUCUCUUUUCCUCCUUUUUCUUGUGUUCUAGCCCCAAACCCAUCAACAUCUUUUCUGUCUAUCCUGAUGUUUCUGGUCCUGUGCCUCAAUGUAUGCUCUUGGCUCUUAGAAUCCCAGAAUACUUUGCUUUUUCCUCUUAUAUGAUGCUUAACUUAGUCUUAACACAUUAUUAAGGGGUUUUGUGGAUACUUCUUUUUUUUUUAAAGAUUUUAUUAUUUGAGAAAGGGAGAGAAUGAGCAGUGGGGAGGGGCAGAGGGAGAGACAGAGAAAGAAGCAGACUCUUUACUAAGCAGGAAGCCCAAUGCGGGGCUCGAUCCCAGGACCCAGAGAUCAUGACCUGAGCCAAAGGCACACGCCUAACCAACUGAGCCACCCAGGUGUCCCCCAGAUGUGGAUUCUUCUUGAGAGAGAAAUGACUUUUUUCUGCUCUAGCUCUGGUAUCUCCCAGAUUCAGCUUGGAGCUUCACAGUUCCUGUAUACUUGUAUCCCUUUCACUGAUCUGAGGUGCAUAGUCUCCCUGGGAAGACAGGAUCUCAGCACAGGAAGUAUUUGACUCUGGGGACCUGCAGGCUAGUAACGCACUAUAACGCCCAAGAAUGACGUCAUAAAGUAGGAGUUCCUUUUGUGGGCCCUGGUCUGUGGCCUCUUGGAAUCUAGAUGCCAAGGAAAUCCCUAAGCAGAGAUUUUCUGUUUGGAUGAUCAAAGCAAGGAAUAAAGAUUGGGAAUUUGGAAAAUGUCUCAACAGUUUCAUUACCAGAACGAUACAAGAGUCAUUUCGAGCUCGCUGUUGGAUAAUCCUUCAGCAGAGUUCUGUGCAAGAUUCAGGAAAUUUCAGAGGAGAGAUACUCAGUGCCAGGCAUUUGUGAAGAGAGUCAUAAUGAGUCGUCUCUUUAAGAUAAUUAUGAUUAGCACCGUCUCCCUGAAUGCCUUUUUUGUGGUCUUGUGGACUGAUUAUAAUACAAAAUACAACUUGUUCAGACUUUUUGAGGUCUCCGAGCUGAUAUUUGUGUCCAUCUAUAGCUCUGAGUUCUGCAUGAAGCUCUACGUGGACCCCAUCAACUACUGGAAGGACGGCUACAACCUGCUGGAUGUCAUCAUUAUCGUCACUAUCUUCAUCCCCUACGGUCUGCACAGAUUCAAGGGCAAGCACUACCCCUACCUCAACAUUGCUGAUGGCAUGCAGUCCCUGCGCAUCCUCAAGCUCAUCACCUACAGCCGUGGCAUCCGGACCCUCAUCACUGCCGUGGGGCAGACAGCCUACAUCGUGGCCUCCGUGCUCAUCCUGCUCUUCGUCCUCAUGUUCAUCUUCGCUAUCUUGGGCUUCUGCCUAUUUGGAACUCCAGACAGGGGUGACCCGAAUAACUGGGGGAACCUGGCUGUGGCCUUCUUCACUCUCUUCAGCUUGGCCACGGUCGAUGGCUGGACAGAUCUGCAGGAGCAGUUGGACAAUCGCAACUUGGCUCUCAGCCGGACGUUCACCAUCAUCUUCAUCUUGCUUGCCACCUUCAUCUUCCUCAGUAUGUUCGUGGGUGUGAUGAUCAUUCACACUGAGGCCUCCUUUAAGAAGUUCAAGCUGGACCUGAUGGCCGAGAGGCACAUGGCACUCAUGGGAGAGAAGCAGGUGAUUCUGAGGCGGCAGCAGGAAGAGGUCAGCAGGCUGAUGCAGAUGCAGAAAAAUGCUGACUACAAAAGUUUCGGUGAGCUCGUGGAGAACUUCAAGAGGACCCUGCAGCACACCGACCCCAUGGUCCUGGAUGAUUUCGGCACCAGCCUGCCCUUCGUCGAUGUCUACUUGUCCACUCUGGACAACCAGGACGCUACCAUCUGCAAGCUUCAGGAGCUGUACUACGAGAUUGCGCACGUGUUGAGCCUGAUGCUCGAAGACUUGCCGCAGAAGAAACUGUCCCAGACCUCCGAAAAUGCUGAUGAGACAUAGGGAGCGUGGGCACCCAGACGCCAAGGGGUCUUGCAGGCUGUGACAGGCCCUCGUUCAACACAGGCUUUUUGAAUUGCCCUCUCUGCAGUUGCUUAAGCUCAUGGUACUGCCCUGCCUCAGGGGGUUGGGCCUGGGUAGGCGCCCAUAAAGUCUGAUUGCCUGGUCUGCUCCCCCCUCAGCCUGUGGGGUGGGGAGAAGAUGCUCAGGACUUGCCCUUGGCCAGACACCUCAUCCAGGGGCCACACUGGCUCUCUCCUCCCUUGACCUCAGCAGCAAGGACUCAUUGGGCUCCCGGGAAAGCCAUCAGAGGACCCCAGACCAAGAAGGGCCUCCAGUAGCCCCCUACAUGUAUAAUGGCUCCUUUGAGCUGGUGCAGCCCCACUGAUCUUGGAACUUCUCAAAGCUGGGUGGCUCUUUGUGGGUGCCCCACAGCAGGAAGAGCAGCAUUUCUCUCUAUGCACCUACUCCCGUGACGACCCUUGUUUGGAAGUUGGCUCUGCUUUUCUCUAGGCUCAUGGUGGUUGUGAUCCCCCAGUGGGUGCAUGGGGGAUCUCCCAGAGGGGUCAGAGGAGCAGCAGUAUUGGGCUGUUGCUGCUAGUAUGGUCAGUUAGGACUUUUCACUUGAAAGGUGGCCUCUUCUGUGUCCCUUCUGGCCACAUGACUAGCAGAGUUGCCGCACUCCUGACACUCCCUUGAUCCAGCCGUGAUGGAAUUUUCUGAAGGCACAGGUGGGGCAGGUUUGGCUGACACCCUUUGUCCCUGACUGGCCAGGGCCCUGUGGUGCCCCUCUGCUCCCAUUGCUGGGGGCUGUUCUCAAGGCCCGUUACUUUAGCAGGCCCUGUCUGACAGAGGAAGGAAGGAGUCCUGGGCAGAGCUGGGGUGGGACACCAGCACAUACAGUUGAGGGAAAAAAAGCCCCAGACCUACUGGGGAGUUGGGUCAGUGGAAAACACCUGGGGUAAAAUUGAGAGCGGUUGGAUGACGGGCCCCUUGCAUGGACCUAUGGUCUGUGGGCAUGGGUGACAGCUCCUCCAAGGCCACAGAACAAGGGCACUUGGAAACCUUUUCUCGUGGUUUUGUUCAUGCAUCCAACUACUAUUUACUGAGCUGUGCUGGGUGCUGGGGUGCUGUCAUGAGAAGACCCACAGUCCAGUCCUGGUCCUCUUGGGGACCUCGGUAAUCAGUAAUCCAGCCAGACUGGAUGAGAGACAUUUCCUUAAGGAAGUGAUGGUUGUUCGCUUGCAGAGAGCAUGCGUCUUUUAAGAGAGUCAAAUCAUUGCCAUUUGCAAAUGUUCACACUCCCAUCGUGUAAAGAUGUGGAGGAGGCUUGCCUUGAAGAGUGAGACCUGUCACCGUGCUAUUGGGGAGCCGUCUGAGGGUGGGAGAGGUAGCCUCGUUCUUUCCGGAGGCACAGAAAACUUUAUGCCAGUGCCCUUAGUGGAGAGGGAGGGUACUUAAGUAUGCAGGACAUGUGAGCCCUCCGCGGAUCGGGCAGAGGCCCAGGGCUUUAUGCCUGCGGUGCCUGACCCUGAAGGCUGGGGGCUUCUGUGGGCACUCUGGGGUUGCGGCCCUGCCUGUAGGACAGGCAGGCCUCAGGCCACAGCUCUGGUUCAGACCUGGGGCAAAGCAAACACGCUGCUCACACUGCCGUGGACACUCUUGGCAUUGCUGUGUGCCUACGUUGCUCGGGAGAAUAUGAAAACACAUUCCCCUGCUCUCACCAGGAAUCCCGAGAAUUGCCUUAAGCCCCUGGGAGUGAACAAAGGACUAAAAAAAAUUAGCCUCAGAGAGGUAAGUUGGAAAGUGCUCCGGUUUUGGAGUGGGUAGGUCUGGAUUCGGUAAUUGGGUGACCUUGGGCAAGGUGCCAAAUCUUCUGAAAAUGCAGCUAUUUCCUCUGAGAAAUGGGCUGAUAAAACUGACCCACUCUGAGGACGGAAUGAAAUACAUGUGAGAACGUGAAGAAGGCUGGAGGCAGCUGUGGUUGGUGCUUCCUCCUGCUCAGCUCUGCCUCUGCUGGGUGGCCAGCCGCAGCGGGCCAUGCUGGUCAGGGGCCAAUGUCAGGGUCAGGGAGGACAGUAUGGCACCGAGAGCAGGAAGCAGAAGUCAGGAGUUGGUGUUGGGGGUGGGCGGUAAAGGGGUCUCCAUGGGGAGCUGGCAUGGAAUGAGCUGGAAGGCCUGGGUUCCCACAGGGAAGCCCCAGGCACAGGGCUCUGGGCCACAGCGGGGAAGGCAAGCUGCCUUGAAGGGCACAAGCAGAAGGCUGUCACCGAGCAGGGAGCCGGGAGAGGGUGACGUGCAGAGGGCCGGCCCAGCACUGCUGGCAGAACAAGCCAGCGGGUAUUUGGCGCAAAGUCCCAAAGCAGUAUUUCUGUUUGGCUCUAUUCGUCUGCAGAGCAAACACUGGCAGAUUGGAAUUCCCACUUGGGCUCUCACCAACUCAAACAGGCCUGGCCACAACUUUCAAUUGAUUUGCUUGGGGCAGAAGUGCUCUGCCUGCCCAGGCCUGGCUGUGGAAAGCAGGACCCUUCUCAUGGCCCUCCAGGCCUUGGGUCCAGUAGAGCUGUCCCCAGAAGGCUCUUUCAUCUCUGUCUUGGCAGCCUGUGGUUUGGUAGCUGCACUGGGAUGCAGGGGACCUGGGCUUGAGUCUUUUGGGUCACACUCAGGCCUUCCCCUAGUUCCUCUGGGAAGGAUCUGGAAUCUAAGGCUGGAGGUAUUUGGAAGGUGGCCGGAUAUUUUUGUUUUUGUUUAACGGCUUGUUGAUUCCACCAGCAGGAAGCACUCCCUAUACGAUGGAGAUCCAGGCAGGGAGUGAGAAUAUAAACUCUCCUAUUUAUUCCAACAGCCCCUAGGAAUCCUACACAGAGAUGCUGGGAACUGCACACCUUGCGUUUCCAUCAAAUGUGGGUGAGACAGGCUGUGUCCUAAUUCAAAGAGCCCUUUACCCAGUCCGACUUUGCUCUCGGUGGUCUCUUUCCUUGUUUCGGUCUCUGUCCCUGGCCCAGCUUGCCGGGGCCUGCUCUCUUGGUUCACAGGCUCUCGAGAGAGAGGAUGGCUCUGAAUUCUUAAGUAGGCUGCCCAGAAGGGAGAGGCGAUGGCUGCCAAUACGAGUCCAAGUGCUUGGGAAAUGACGAGAAGGAGGUAAAUGUGACGGAGACAGGUUUAUCACCACGAAAGUGCCCUGCUCCUAUCCACAUCCCACCACCCGGAGCUCUGCCUGUGCUGGUCCAUCCCACGCUUCACCGUCCCCAAGUUCUAUCUUUGAUUUAAUGUAGACUGUGGGUGACAUAGUGCUGGGGGAGUGGGGGAGAGCCAGGAUGGAUCAGGAAAGGGAGGAGCGGGGAGCAUCAUCCUCUCUUGGUCUCCUCCAUGAUGGAGAGCCAGGGUAAUGGGCAAAACAGAGAGCAAAUGAGGAGACCAGUCAGGUUUGAUGGGUCUACACAAUCAGGAGCCGGGACAGGGAGAGAAAAAGAAAGUAAAAGCCAAGGGCCAAGAGUCAGAGACUUUUAUACAGAGGGUCUGACCUAGCUGGAGCAUGAGGCUUGCAAAGCGGAGAAAUUGCGACGACAGGUGUCCUUGGGGGGUGAGAAUGGGAUCCUCCCUGAUGUUCUUUGAGAGAGGCAAGUCAUGGUUGGAAUCAUUUAAAGAUGAUUUUUGGUUGCUGACUGUGCCUUUUAAAAAUGGCAGCCCCUGACGCCUGGGUGGCUCAG